AUGGCGCACGGCCGGCCUCUCCACCGGGAGUUCUCUCAACUGUGUCCCUCCGAGCCCGGGAGCCUCCUCGACCGCGUGCGCAACGUCGUCGGCCUCGGAAGUGGCACUUUGCUGUCCGACAACGCCAACAUCUCCGUGCUGCCGCUCGGUGACGGCCGGGUGAUGUGCCUCACGGAGACCACCAAGAGCUCCGUUCUGAUAGACCCGGAGACUCUCGACACCAUCGGCAAGUUCCAUUACACGGACAGGCUAUGGAGUUGGUUACAGACCACGCACCUGGCUGUGACAGGGACCGAGUUGUUGACGCUGCUCCCGGACAACUUCCGGCGUGGCCAUCGUGUCGUCAGGAUGGCAGCCGGGAGGAACGAAAGGAAAGUGAUCGAUUGGGAGAUAGUGCACUGCCGGGGAGGGCACACACCGGGAUGGGUGCAUUCGUUCGCCGUCACUGAGAAGUACAUUGUCGUUCUCAAGUCUCAGCUGACACCUUGGUAUAUCUUCGACUGGCUACCGGAGUCUGGGAGCUACAUGCACGUCAUAUGCAAGUCCUCCGGAAGGACCGUGGCGAGCGUGGAGGUUCCUCCUUUCAUGGCAUUACACUUCAUUAACGCAUACCAACAGAGAGAUGCGAUCAUCGCUGACUGCUGCGAGUACUAUGCUGAUCCAUCUGUCAUCAAGGCACUUGCACUACAUAGACUAAGAUCGUCUGGGAUUAACAAGGAUGCAUUCCCUGAUGCUAGGCCAGCUGGAAACUGUGCUGGACCUGAGGUGCACGGUCGGGGAGUGGAGUUGUCUUCCAUCAAUCCGGCCUACCAGGGCAAGGAGCAUCAUCGUUAUGUUUACGCAUGUGGCGCCCAACGGCCAUGCAAUUUCUUCAACUCGCUCACCAAGAUCGACCUACUGGAGAAAGGUGCCAAGAACUGGCACGAGGUGGGCUCUGUGCCAUCAGAGCCCUUCUUUGUGGUGAGGCCAGGUGGAACGGCUGAAGAUGACGGGGUUGUGAUAUCUAUUGUAAGCACCAUGGAUGGUGACGGGUAUGCGCUGCUGCUGGAUGCGACGACUUUCAAAGAAAUUGCUCGAGUAAGGUUCCCAUAUGGCCUACCAUUCGGCUUCCACGGCUGCUGGAUUCCAGAGAAGAUAUGA
Messenger RNA from Miscanthus lutarioriparius, 1140 nucleotides. The record is from the annotation of a GenBank genome assembly. Lineage: Eukaryota; Viridiplantae; Streptophyta; Magnoliopsida; Poales; Poaceae.